GGCGGGUCCCCGCGUGGAGUCUUCGUUCAGAACAGCUUCCGCCUCAGGCCAAGAUGACCUGCUGUUUGGAGUAGCUGCUCCUUCUGGGAGGACCAGUGUCCUGGACAGCCCAGCAGGUCUGCACAGAGCCCUGCUGGCUGGCCUUCGCUGCCAGGAACCAUGGCAGAGGCUGGGGAUGCAGCAUUGUCGGUGGCCGAGUGGCUGCAGGCACUGCACCUGGAACAGUACACCGGCCUCUUUGAGCAUCAUGGACUGGUGCGGGCCACAGAUUGCCAGGGCCUCAGCGACACUCGCCUGGUGGACAUGGGCGUGCUACUGCCGGGCCACCGUCGCCGCAUCCUGGCUGGCCUGCUUCGCGCCCAUGCGCCUCCGACCCCGGCCCCUCGCCCCGCCCCACGGCCCGUGCCCAUGAAACGUCAUAUCUUCCGCUCACCUCCUGCAUCCACCACUGCAACUGAGCCACUACCCACAGCUAGAGAGGAUGAGGGACUACCCACUGUCCCACCCAUCCCACCCCGAAGGAGCUGCCUUCCUCCUGCCUGCUUCUCUGCCCCAUCCACAGCUGUCCCAAACCCUGUGCUGCCCCCGCUGCCUGCCAAGCGGCAUUUGGCAGAACUAAGUGUUCCACCUGUGCCUCCUCGCACUGGGUCCCCCCGUCUACCUGUGAGCCUUCCCUACAAGGAGGAGGAGGAGUUACUGUCAUCGCCACUCUCAUCCUCUCCCCAGCCAGAACCUGAAGAGCCCCCGGACACCUUCCCCCGGGAGCCUCCCCAGCUCCUCUCUCCCACCCCUCCAGAGGUUCCCCCAAAGCCUCCUCGCCUGCUCCCGGAGUUCGAUGACUCUGACUACGAUGAGGCCCCAGAGGAGGGGCCGGGAGCCCCAGCUGGCGCGAUGACCAAGAAGGAGGAGCUUCCAGUGAGUCCGGUCCCUCGUGCUGUGCGUGUGGCCAGUCUGCUGAGCGAGGGGGAGGAACUGUCGGGGGACGACCAAGGGGACGAAGAAGAGGAUGACCAUGCCUACGAGGGCGUCCCCAAUGGUGGAUGGCACACCAGCAACCUGAGCUCAUCCUUGCCCAGCAGCCUCCCGAUCUCCCAGCUCCCACCCCACCCCAUGGAUCGAUUGCCUGGGGCUUCCGCCCCCAUCACGCAGGUCAUCAAGGCUGGCUGGCUGGACAAGAACCCACCACAGGGAUCAUAUAUAUAUCAGAAGCGAUGGGUGAGACUGGAUGCCGAUUACCUCCGAUACUUUGAUAGUAACAAGGAUGCCUACUCUAAGCGCUUUAUCUCUGUGGCCUGCAUCUCCCGUGUGGCUGCCAUUGGGGACCAGAAGUUUGAAGUGAUCACGAACAACCGGACCUUUGCCUUCCGGGCAGAGAGUGAUGCGGAGCGGAAGGAGUGGAUGCAGGCCCUGCAACAGGCAGUGGCCGACCAGCGUGCCCGGGCCCGGCUGUCUAGUGCUUCUCUGUUGGGUGUUCAAGGCUCAGAGCCACCUGACCGUGCUGGCAGCCUGGAGCUACGUGGCUUCAAGAAUAAACUGUAUGUGGCGGUGGUUGGGGACAGAGUGCAGCUUUACAAGAACCUGGAGGAGUACCACCUGGGCAUCGGCAUCACCUUCAUCGACAUGAGUGUGGGCAACGUGAAGGAAGUAGACCGACGUGGCUUCGAUCUCACCACCCCCUACCGCAUCUUCAGCUUUUCAGCUGAAUCAGAACUAGAGAAGGAGCAGUGGCUGGAGGCCAUGCAGGGAGCUAUUGCCGAGGCCCUGUCUACCUCGGAGGUGGCCGAGCGCAUCUGGGCUGUGGCCCCGAACAGGUUCUGUGCUGACUGUGGGGCUCCCCAGCCCGACUGGGCCUCCAUCAACCUCUGUGUCGUCAUCUGCAAGCGCUGUGCAGGGGAGCACCGUGGCAUGGGUGCUGGCAUCUCCAAGGUGCGGAGCCUGAAGAUGGACAGGAAAGUGUGGACGGAAACACUUAUCGAGCUCUUCUUACAGCUGGGCAAUGGUGCUGGGAACCGCUUCUGGGCAGCCAGCGUGCCCCCCAGUGAGGCCCUGCAACCCAGCAGUAGCCCUGGUGCCCGGCGGUGCCACCUGGAGGCCAAAUACCUCGAGGGCAAGUACCGCCGCUACCACCCACUCUUUGGCAACCAGGAGGAGCUGGACAAGGCCCUGUGUGCUGCAGUCACCACCACAGACCUGGCUGAGACCCAGGCACUCUUGGGCUGUGGCGCUGGGGUCAACUGCUUCUCAGGAGACCCUGAGGCCCCCACACCCCUGGCUCUUGCAGAGCAGGCGGGGCAGGCGCUGCAGAUGGAAUUCCUUCGGAACAACCGGACCACGGAGGUACCUCGGCUGGAUUUGAUGAAGCCCCUGGAAAAGCACUACUCAAUUGUCUUGCCAACUGUGAGCCACAGUGGCUUCCUCUACAAGACCGCCUCUGCUGUCAAGCUGCUGCCGGACCGUCGUGCCCGGGAAGAGUUCAGCCGACGCUGGUGUGUCCUUAGUGACGGGGUCCUGAGCUACUAUGAGAAUGAGCGGGCAGUGACCCCCAACGGGGAGAUUCGGGCCAGCGAGAUUGUGUGCCUGGCAGUGCCCCCUCCUGACUUCCAUGGCUUUGAGCACACCUUUGAGGUAUACACAGAGGGAGAGCGACUGUACCUGUUUGGACUGGAGAGUGCGGAUCUGGCUCGUGAGUGGGUCAAGUGCAUUGCUAAGGCGUUCGUGCCUCCUGUGGCUGAAGAUCUGCUGGCCCGGGAUUUUGAGCGGCUUGGGCGCCUACCUUACAAAGCUGGUUUGAGCCUACAACGGGCCCAGGAGGGCUGGUUCUCUCUCACCGGCUCUGAGCUCCGUGCCAUUUUCCCAGACGGGCCUUGCGAGGAGCCACUGCAGCUGCGGAAACUGCAGGAACUUUCUAUCCAAGGGGACAGCGAGAACCAGGUGCUGGUGCUGGUGGAGCGAAGGAGGACACUGUAUAUCCAGGGAGAGCGGCGGCUGGACUUCACGGGCUGGCUGGGGGCCAUCCAGAAAGCAGCAGCCAGCUCGGGGGACACGCUGUCAGAGCAGCAGCUGGGAGACUCGGACAUCCCAGUGAUUGUGUACCGUUGUGUGGACUACAUUACACAGUGCGGCCUGACUUCCGAGGGUAUCUACCGCAAGUGUGGACAGACUUCUAAGACACAGCGGCUGCUGGAGAGCCUGCGGCAAGAUGCUCGCUCUGUGCGCCUCAAGGAGGGCGAGCAGCAUGUGGAUGACGUCUCCUCCGCGCUCAAACGCUUCCUGCGAGACCUGCCUGAUGGGCUCUUCACUCGAGCCCAGCGUUUGUCCUGGCUGGAGGCCUCAGAGAUUGAGGAUGAGGAAGAGAAGGUCUCCAGGUACCGAGCCCUCCUGGCACGUCUGCCCCCAGUCAACCGGGCCACGGUAAAGGCCCUUAUCAGCCACUUGUACUGCGUCCAGUGCUUCUCAGAUACAAACCAGAUGAACACCCACAACCUGGCUAUUGUGUUUGGGCCCACACUCUUCCAGACAGAUGGGCAGGACUACAAGGCUGGCCGUGUGGUGGAAGACCUCAUCAGCCACUAUGUGGUGGUGUUCAGUGUGGACGAGGAGGAGCUGAGGAAGCAGCGGGAGGAGAUCACUGCCAUUGUAAAGAUGCGGGUGGCUGGCACUGCCAGCGGGACCCAGCACGCCGGUGACUUCAUCUGCACGGUGUACCUGGAGGAGAAGAAGGCAGAGGCUGAGCAGCAUAUCAAGAUCCCGGCAUCCAUGACAGCUGAGGAGCUCACCCUGGAGAUCCUGGAUCGCAGGAGUGUGAGCAUCAGGGAGAAGGACUAUUGGACUUGCUUUGAGGUCAAUGAGAGGGAGGAGACAGAGCGCCCCCUGCACUUUGCGGAGAAGGUGCUGCCCAUCCUGCACGGGCUGGGCACAGACAGCUACCUGGUGGUGAAGAAACACCAGUCCAUGGAGGCCAUGCUGCUGUACCUGGCCAGCCACGUGGGCGACACCAAGCACGGCAUGAUGAAGUUCCGAGAGGACCGCAGCCUCCUGGGCCUGGGGCUGCCCUCAGGUGGCUUCCAUGACCGCUACUUCAUCCUCAAUAGCAGCUGCUUGCGGCUGUACAAGGAGGUCCGGAGCCAGAGGUCGUGGAACGGGGUCCCUGAGACCAGUCACCGACCUGAGAAGGAGUGGCCCGUGAAGAGCCUCAAAGUCUACUUGGGGGUGAAGAAGAAACUCCGGCCGCCCACCUGCUGGGGCUUCACUGUGGUGCACGAGACAGAGAAACACGAGAAGCAGCAGUGGUACCUCUGCUGUGAGACGCAGAUGGAGCUCCGGGAGUGGUUCGCCACCUUUCUCUUCGUGCAGCAUGAUGGCCUGGUGUGGCCCCCAGAGCCCUCACGUGUGUCCCGGGCGGUGCCUGAGGUCCGGAUGGGAAGCGUGUCGCUGAUCCCCCUCCGUGGCACGGAAAAUGAAAUGCGCCGGAGUGUGGCUGCCUUUGCUGCGGACCCGCUUUCUCUCCUCAGAAACGUGUGAGUGCAGGCGCCAGCCCCUGGCUCUGGGAUUCUGCUGCCUGGAAGCCUUCCUGUUCAGACACCCUCAUGCCCUGCGUGCUUGCUGUGAGCCAGCAGGGGCACAUGAGGAAGCCGCACCCCCCACGUUCCACAUCCAGACUGCAGCCCGGGGUUCCCUGGCUGGGGAGUGGGGGCAGCAGGGUCUGCCUGAGGAGGAACCCGUCACCUGCUCUGCCCAGGUGCUCAGCCCUCCUGGCCUGGUCUGCUCCCCGCCAGGGUCACCCGCCCUGAGUUUGAGAGGUUGGGGAGAUGGGCAUCAGUCAGGAACUCUGGGGGAACACCAUCUUUUCAGAGGCUCAAGGCUCUGGGGCCCCUGCUGGAAGGGAGCCCAGCCCCUUGCCACAAACUCCAGAACAGCAGAAAGCAGAUACUCUAAAGGAACACUCAGCUGGGGUGGGAAGGGAGCUCUUGGGUAAUUUACUGUGGGGCCAACUGGUGGACUUUGGGGACUUAAGUCCAUCUUCUGGUCUGGGGUGGCUGGGAGGGUCCAGGUUGCCUGGUGCUCCUUUCCUACUUUGGGGACCUUUUGUUAAUAUAAAUAUAUCUGUAUAUUUUAUUCUACGGUGCUGUGAGGCCUGUGAUUGGUUGGGGGUUUCUGGUGUUCCAGUGUGGGAAGAGGUCAGGAGGCCCAGAGGUGAG
Pteronotus mesoamericanus is the source of this 5198-nucleotide messenger RNA. It is a transcript of the gene ARAP1, whose product is annotated as ArfGAP with RhoGAP domain, ankyrin repeat and PH domain 1. Bases 160 to 4521 code for a protein of 1453 amino acids. The transcript is spliced from 35 exons. Gene Ontology annotation, biological process: positive regulation of GTPase activity; regulation of cell shape; signal transduction. NCBI's taxonomy places the organism in Eukaryota, Metazoa, Chordata, Mammalia, Chiroptera, Mormoopidae. The record is from RefSeq and is a predicted model, not a curated record. Gene Ontology annotation, molecular function: GTPase activator activity; protein binding; phosphatidylinositol-3,4,5-trisphosphate binding. Gene Ontology annotation, cellular component: cytoplasm; trans-Golgi network; plasma membrane.